AUCCCAAGCGGAAGGUGGUGGUUGUGGGUGCCGAAGCUCGUUUGAAAGUGGGGGUCGGGCUAGGCCGCCGUUGUUUGUCGCCGUGGCCGCGCUUCCGGGCUAGGCCGCUCCUGCCCGCCCCUGCCCCGCCUCCCCUCGGACCCCGCGGUCUCGGUCCCGGCUCCCCGCCCGACUCGCUCCGCGCCCGCCGCAGCUCGCUGCCGCCCCGGACGGCCCUGCGGCCCCGGCGCCACCAUGUCCCUGCACGGCAAACGGAAGGAGAUCUACAAGUAUGAAGCGCCGUGGACCGUCUACGCCAUGAACUGGAGCGUGCGGCCUGACAAGCGCUUUCGCCUGGCGCUGGGCAGCUUCGUGGAGGAGUACAACAACAAGGUUCAGCUUGUUGGUUUGGACGAGGAGAGUUCUGAAUUUAUUUGCCGAAACACCUUUGACCAUCCAUACCCCACCACGAAGCUCAUGUGGAUCCCUGACACAAAAGGAGUCUACCCAGACCUGCUGGCGACGAGCGGUGACUAUCUCCGUGUGUGGAGGGUUGGUGAAACAGAGACAAGGCUGGAAUGUUUGCUAAAUAAUAACAAGAACUCAGAUUUCUGUGCCCCCCUGACUUCCUUUGACUGGAAUGAGGUGGAUCCUUAUCUUCUAGGUACCUCAAGCAUCGACACGACUUGCACCAUCUGGGGGCUGGAGACGGGGCAGGUGCUGGGGCGAGUGAAUCUUGUGUCGGGCCACGUGAAGACCCAGCUGAUCGCCCACGACAAGGAGGUCUAUGACAUUGCAUUUAGCCGGGCUGGAGGCGGCAGGGACAUGUUUGCCUCUGUGGGCGCCGAUGGCUCCGUCCGAAUGUUUGAUCUCCGCCACCUGGAGCACAGCACCAUCAUCUACGAGGACCCACAGCACCACCCCCUGCUUCGCCUCUGCUGGAACAAACAGGACCCUAACUACCUGGCCACCAUGGCCAUGGAUGGAAUGGAGGUGGUGAUUCUGGAUGUCCGAGUUCCCUGCACACCUGUCGCCAGGUUAAAUAACCACCGAGCUUGUGUCAAUGGCAUUGCUUGGGCCCCACAUUCCUCCUGCCAUAUCUGCACCGCAGCGGAUGACCAUCAGGCUCUCAUCUGGGACAUCCAGCAAAUGCCCCGAGCCAUCGAGGACCCGAUCCUGGCCUACACAGCUGAAGGAGAGAUCAACAACGUGCAGUGGGCGUCCACGCAGCCUGACUGGAUCGCCAUCUGCUACAACAACUGCCUGGAGAUACUCAGAGUGUAGUGCGGUGGCUCUUCCCCACAGGGCAGGGCCACUGUGUUCCCACCUCGGCCCCACUCCAAGUAAGAAGAAACACAUUUCCAGUGGCCAGUAUGUCUGUCCUUGCUUUGCACCCGCUGUUUCCAGAAGCUGCUCUGCGAGUGUCUGGCCAGCCACCCGACGUUCUCUGUGCCAGCCUCAGGGCCGUGUGGCAUCUCCUCAGCCCGGGGCUGAGUUUUAACAUUCUUCUCAGUUUUUUUUUCCGUUGUUUCCUCAAUUAAAUAUGUCUAUAUA
This is a messenger RNA of Octodon degus (degu), 1533 nucleotides long. It is a transcript of the gene Dcaf7, whose product is annotated as DDB1 and CUL4 associated factor 7. Lineage: Eukaryota; Metazoa; Chordata; Mammalia; Rodentia; Octodontidae. The record is from RefSeq and is a predicted model, not a curated record. Gene Ontology annotation, molecular function: protein binding. Bases 235 to 1263 code for a protein of 342 amino acids. Gene Ontology annotation, cellular component: nucleus. The transcript is spliced from 7 exons.